This is a messenger RNA of Myodes glareolus (Bank vole), 1913 nucleotides long. The record is from RefSeq and is a predicted model, not a curated record. NCBI's taxonomy places the organism in Eukaryota, Metazoa, Chordata, Mammalia, Rodentia, Cricetidae.
CCAGACCCCUAGAGCACCCGCUGGUAUUCCCACAGCCUGCUCCCUGACUACUGAGGAGCACUAUAAAGAGACCUGCUCCUGAGAGCGAGAGCCAGAUCAAGCUGUCUCCUUGAGUAGAACUGUCCCGUUCUCAGGCUGUCACUGCGACCUCGCCCUCUCCAGACCUCCCCACUUGGUGUCAGCGAUGAGCUCCUGCAACUUCACUCAUGCCACCUUCGUGCUCAUCGGAAUCCCAGGGCUGGAGGGAGCUCACUUUUGGUUUGGCUUCCCCCUGCUUUCCAUGUAUGCCGUGGCACUGUUUGGAAACUGUAUCGUGGUGUUCAUCGUGAGGACGGAGCGGAGUCUGCAUGCACCCAUGUACCUUUUUCUCUGCAUGCUGGCCGCUAUUGACCUGGCUUUGUCCACAUCCACCAUGCCCAAGAUCCUCGCCCUCUUUUGGUUUGAUUCCCGGGAGAUUACUUUUGAUGCCUGUCUGGCCCAGAUGUUCUUCAUUCAUGCUCUCUCAGCAGUUGAAUCUACCAUUCUGCUGGCCAUGGCCUUUGACCGUUAUGUGGCCAUCUGCCACCCACUGCGUCAUGCUGCUGUGCUCAACAAUACAGUGACAGUUCAAAUCGGCAUGGUGGCACUGGUCCGGGGAUCCCUAUUCUUUUUCCCGCUCCCACUGUUGAUCAAGCGGCUGGCCUUCUGUCACUCCAAUGUGCUCUCCCAUUCCUAUUGUGUCCAUCAGGAUGUGAUGAAACUGGCCUACACAGACACAUUGCCCAAUGUAGUCUAUGGUCUAACUGCCAUUCUGCUCGUCAUGGGUGUAGAUGUCAUGUUCAUCUCCUUAUCUUACUUUCUGAUUAUACGAACAGUUCUGCAACUGCCUUCCAAGUCGGAGCGAGCUAAGGCAUUUGGGACCUGUGUAUCACACAUUGGUGUGGUUCUGGCUUUCUAUGUGCCACUCAUUGGCCUAUCAGUGGUACACCGUUUUGGAAACAGCCUAGAUCCCAUUGUGCAUGUUCUCAUGGGGGAUGUCUACCUGCUGCUGCCUCCUGUGAUUAAUCCCAUCAUCUACGGUGCUAAGACCAAGCAGAUCAGAACUCGAGUGCUGGCUAUGUUUAAGAUCAGCUGUGACAAGGACAUUGAAGCUGGAGGAAACACGUGACCCUUACCAUUUUAUCACCCUUGUCCUUGAUAGCUUAAUAUAGUAAUUUCAUCAUACCUGCUUAAUUCCAGUCACCCAUAAGCACAUUCGUGCUUUUCCCUGGAUGGGAUAGUGAACUGAGUAUGGUUUAUCUUCAUCAUGGAUAUAACAUGAAAUAAUCUCUAUCAAUGAACAUUAUGUGGUUUAAUGACUCUGCUCUAAAAUGAGAAAUGUAGGUAAUAUUAGAUAAGGCAACUAGGAUUUGUGUUUAAACUAACUGAUCAGGCUUGUGACGUGAAUGAAAUUUGUUUUAUUCCUCCUCUCUUUGUCAUGAAGCUGUUGCUCAGGUGUUAUGUGUAAUUACUAGAAUGUAGACCAUGAAGCCAACAGUAUGGUAAGCAAGGCUUGCCUCAUUCACUUCAAGCUUGUUAUUCACUACCCAGGAACAUAGCCAAGUCCUAAAGAGCAAGGCUUAUGACUGGAUCAUGAAUGCUUAACAUGUCCCAGGCCCCAUGAUAAUCUCAUCCUUUUCCCAGAGCAGGUACCAUUUUUGCCCAUCACAACAUAUGAUAGAGGUUUUAAUGAGCAAAAAACUUUCUUGUAUGUGCUGUGCCAAGAUUUUAAAUUAAAUUUGAUAAUUGAGUACAUUUGUUUUACUACCAUGUUAUAUUGCUUCCUGUUUAACAUCUGCCAUCUAUUUCCUCUGUCUGUUACAAAUCCUGUUUUCUCUCUGCUGUGUGCUAACAUGGAUGUUCUUGUGUUUGAGCUAAGUCAUUAGCCCUGUCCU